Messenger RNA from Argentina anserina (silverweed cinquefoil), 1140 nucleotides. Its product is annotated as putative F-box protein At5g55150. The coding region runs from base 1 to 1140 and encodes 379 amino acids. Gene Ontology annotation, molecular function: protein binding. The record is from RefSeq and is a predicted model, not a curated record. The transcript has a single exon. NCBI's taxonomy places the organism in Eukaryota, Viridiplantae, Streptophyta, Magnoliopsida, Rosales, Rosaceae.
AUGCAUUCAGAUUGGGCAGGACUACAAAAGGAUUUGCUCGGUCAAGUUUUGACGAGACUAGAAUCACCGAAAGAUUAUUUGCGAUUUAGCGUUGUUUGUAAGUCAUGGUUUUGUUUGGCAAAGAAGAAUCAAAGGGAACUCAUGUCAAGACGCAGUCAACCUCCAAUGCUCUUGAUCACUGAUGAAGAAAAUUCAUGGAGAUUAUACAACAUCAUAGAUGAUAAGGUUCUCGACAUGCAAUUAAGGGCGCCUAACCGACGAUUUUGUGGCUCUUCAAAAGGAUGGUUGAUAUUCGUCGAUGAAACGUUUGCAAUAACCCUACUAAAUCCGUUCUCUGUGAAGCUCAGAGAGAAGAAAAAGAAAGCAAAUGCAACCAUCAUUCGUCUUCCCCCUCUGCAUGGUGAAAAAUGGUGGAUUAGAAAAUGCGAUUAUUAUGUCUGUAGAGCCUCAUUGUCAUCAGACCCAAUAUUGGAUCCAGAGGAUUCUGUUCUUACGGUAAUAUAUGGUGAAAAGUAUCAAUUAGCUUUUAUCAGAUGCAGUAAGGAUAAGCGUUGGACAUAUGCUGACAAUAAUUUCUGUCCAGUUGAAGAUGUGGUUUAUUCUCAAGGUGUAAUUUAUGCAGUUGAUAAUGACAGCCGACUUUUCUCUUACAAUAUCAGUACAUUGUCCAAGUUGGAGCUUUCACAAGGUAAUUCCUCAUAUGCUAAUAAGAUAUAUCUUGUAUUCGAUUCCGAUGAGAAAGAGAUUUGGAUGGUUAAGAGGUAUAUUAAGUACAAAAACAUUAAAAAAUGGCUACGACGCGAAACCACAGAAUUCAAAAUCUUCAAGAUGAAUAUUGAUGAUGAACAUGAGUGGAUUGAAAAAGAAACCCUAGGUAAUGUUGCUUUCUUUGUCGGUGAUAAUUCCUCUGUGUCUGUGGUGGCUUCAGAUUUUCCAGGUUGUCGAUCUAAUUGCAUAUACUUUAGCCAUGAUGAUGAUUUUAUAAGUAGUAGUCUUGAACCAUAUGGACCUAAUGAUUGCGGAGUAUAUGACAUAGCGAGUCGUCGUGUCUUAAAUCCAUAUGCAGAGGAUGCUGAAAAGUUGUUGAGGCAGACAAGCGGGCGACCUCCCAUCUGGUUUGUGCCGCACUUUCAACUUUAA